Colletotrichum paranaense is the source of this 477-nucleotide messenger RNA. RefSeq lists its product as uncharacterized. NCBI's taxonomy places the organism in Eukaryota, Fungi, Ascomycota, Sordariomycetes, Glomerellales, Glomerellaceae. The transcript is spliced from 2 exons. The record is from RefSeq and is a predicted model, not a curated record. Bases 1 to 477 code for a protein of 158 amino acids.
AUGGCGACCACAACCUCCAACUUCUUUCCUCUGGCGACCGAAACCUAUUAUCCAGACUCUCCUGGAGACGCCAGUUCAUCUGGAAAUGGUGUCGAUACCGAGGCAGGAGCCUCUGGUGACAGCCCUGGGGCCGUCAACCUGUCCCGUGAAGCCAUGAUUGCUAUCAUCGUCGUCGUCUCUGUUGUUGGCGCCCUCGGAAUUGGCAUGGCCGUUCUCUUCUACGUUGCCAAGAAGCGAGAAUGGAAGAUCAGAGAGACCAUGCGCAAGUCCGCCAGAAAGGUCGUCACCGCUCUCACGCCGCGGAGGACCGAGUUCCCCAGAUCAGUCAAGGAGUCUUCGUCUCCGCCACGCAGCCACCGUGGACGGGCGAGGCUUGACGACGUUCCGCCUACGCCCAGACUCCGCCCGGAAGAUCUCGAAAAGGGCCUCAAGGAAGCAGAGUCGAAGCGCAAGUUGAUGAGGUGGGGCCGCAAGUAG